AGUCAUCUUCACUCUCUGCACUUGCAUAAUUCUGUAGGCAUUGUUAAUUUUGGUUUCUUCUACUCCUUUUUUCUAUAGGUCCUGAAGAUAUAUGGAUAUGGCUGGAAUGGGUGGAAUGGCUGGAAUGGGCGGAAUGGAUUUCUCGAACUUUGGUGGAAUGGGAGGCAUGGGUGGGAUGGGUGGUAUGGAAGGCCUCCAAGGGAUUGGUGGAAUGGGAGGAAUGGGUGGUAUGGAAGAAUUUGAAGAUAGUGAUGAUGAAGGAGAAGAAGCCAAAUCUGGAGAGAAAAAGGAGGAAACUCAAGCUCCUGCCCAUGCGACAGAAGAGGCGAAAACCGAAGAGCAAACAGCUGUGAAGAGUGACAAAUGAAGAAACUGUCCUUCUAAACCAUUUGGUAUGACUAACCGAGAAGAGUCUUUAUGAAUAUUAUUACGGAAUGGUUCCAUCUUUAAAAUCAAUCCCCUUCGCUUACUUUUAUUUUUUUUUGGAUUGUUGAGUUCUUAUAUGGUUUGAUCUUCUUUUUUUUUUUGGUCAACUUAAAAAUGUUCUUUUGAACAUGCAAUUGUUUGGUUGUUGUGAUGACAUAAGAGUUUGUGAGAAGAA
Messenger RNA from Camelina sativa (false flax), 601 nucleotides. Lineage: Eukaryota; Viridiplantae; Streptophyta; Magnoliopsida; Brassicales; Brassicaceae. The record is from RefSeq and is a predicted model, not a curated record.